AUGCUCCAUAGAAACUACACCAGUGCUGCCCCCGCGACCUUCCCUGGUCUGGGCCAGCCCGAUAUGACCAAGGGACCCCUCUACCGCUACGACACUGCCCUCCCCAAACUGCCUGUCCCCACCCUAGAGGAGACCUGCGCACGCUACCUCAAGUCAGUUCGCCCUCUGCUCAACGACAAGGAGUUCGAGGAGACUACUGCCGCCGUUGCCGAGUUCAAGAAGCCCGGUGGUGUCGGUGAAGAGCUCCAGAGGCGCCUGCUCGCCAAGGCUAACGAUCCCAAGACCGUCAACUGGCUUGAGGACUGGUGGAACGAUCUCGCCUACUUUGGCUACCGUGAUCCCGUCGUCAUCUAUGUCUCGUACUUUUACGUCUACAAGGACGAUUCUAUCCGCACGAAGCCCACCCAGCGUGCUGCCGCCAUCAUUCAGGCCGCCAUGGACUUCCGUAGACAGGUCGUGGAUGAGACUUUGCCACCCGAGAUGGCCAGGAAGAGCCCCCUGGACUCCUCGACCUACAAGUACAUGUUCAACGCCUGCAGAUACCCUGCCAAGCCCAGCGACUUCGAGCUCGCCUUUGACCCCGCCAAGAACAACCACGUCGCCGUCGUCCGCCACAACCAGUUCUUCACCUUUGAUCUGAUCAAGGAUGGCAAGCCUCUGAGCACUGCCGACAUCGAGGCCCAGCUGGACGCCAUCAUCAAGUUGGCUGGCGACCGCAAGGACCCCGCCAUCGGUGCUUUGACCUCGGAUAACCGUGAUAUCUGGACCGAGGCCCGUAAGACGUUGAUCAACGCUGGCUCUCAUAACGAGAAGCUCCUCCGCAAGAUCGAGUCCUCGGUUUUCUUGCUCUGCUUGGACGACUCCAGCCUCGUCACUCGUGAUGAGAUCUCGCGCGCCUGCUGGCACGGAGAUGGCCGCAACCGUUUCUUUGACAAGGCCCUCCAAUUCAUUGUCUUUGAGAACGGCAAGGCCGGUUUCAUGGGCGAGCAUUCUACCAUGGACGGAACUCCCACCUGCCGCUUGAACGACUAUGUCUGCACGUCUUUGGCCAAGAACAAGAUCGAUCACGGAUCUGCCACGGUCUCCUCCAGCUUAGAGGUCCCUCAGAAGCUCAACUUUGCCUUCAACACUGCCGUCCACAAGGCGAUCGAGACCUCGGAGAAGAACUUUGAGGAGCUGAUCAACAAGCACGGCCUCUAUGUCCAGAACUACGAGGGAUAUGGCAAGGGCUUGAUCAAGAAGUUCAAGUGCUCCCCUGAUGCCUAUGUUCAGAUGAUCAUCCAGCUCGCCUACUACAAGAUGCACGGUGUUUCUCGCCCCACCUACGAGUCUGCCCAGGUUCGCAAGUUCCAGCACGGCCGUACUGAGACCUGCCGUACUGUCAGCACUGAGUCAGUUGCUUGGGUCAAGUCCAUGGUGGACCCUCAUGUCUCUGCUGCUGAUAAGACUGCUCUGUUCAAGAAGGCACUCGAUUCGCAUGUGAGCUACAUGGCCAAUGCUGUGGAGGGUAAGGGUGUCGAUCGUCACCUGCUGGGUCUCCGUCUGUCGCUCAAGUCACACGAGAGCAAGCCUACGAUCUUCACCCAGGAGAUUUUCAGCCGCUCGAGCCACUGGAACCUGUCGACCUCUCAGCUGUCGUGCGAGUACUUUGAUGGUUACGGCUGGGGCGAGGUCGUGCCUGAUGGUUACGGAGUUGCCUACAUGAUCAACGAGAACAACCUCAGCUUCAACGUCGCUGCUUUGAACGAAAUGCGUCCUCACCACCUGCACCACUACUUGAAGGAGGCUGCCACUGAGAUGAGGAAGCUGUUUGAGCAAACCUUGCUCGAGGCUCCCAAGUCCAAGCUGUAA
Gamsiella multidivaricata is the source of this 1851-nucleotide messenger RNA. Its product is annotated as acyltransferase ChoActase/COT/CPT. The transcript is spliced from 3 exons. Gene Ontology annotation, cellular component: mitochondrion; peroxisome. The record is from RefSeq and is a predicted model, not a curated record. The coding region runs from base 1 to 1851 and encodes 616 amino acids. Gene Ontology annotation, biological process: carnitine metabolic process. Gene Ontology annotation, molecular function: carnitine O-acetyltransferase activity. Lineage: Eukaryota; Fungi; Mortierellomycota; Mortierellomycetes; Mortierellales; Mortierellaceae.